GAUCAAAUCCGUCGCAUGAAAAAUAAGAAAGAGCAGACGACCGCUUCACCUGCUUCCCAGUUGGAAUUGGAACCCUGCAGACCUGUGCGUGGUCGCUCGCGUGCUACACCCUCCAAACCGAGCUCUAGCAGGCACUCGAGAGAUUAGCUGAUUAGGUAACCAAUCUUCAACAAGAACUGCCGCUUUCGUAUAUAUCCGAGCUUUUUUGGCCACGCAUGGACACCUUGGAUCCCAGCCGCUGCAUCGGAAGCGUAUCUCCGUGUGCACACCCCCGUCCUCCAUGGCCGGAGCUCGCGUUGCUCUGGCGCUGUGCGCCCUGCUGCUGCUCGUCGAUGGCGUGGCCCAGAGAGCCGAGGCGGCCUCGUACACCGUCGGGAACAGCGCCGGGUGGGAUCUCAGCGCGGACUUGCCGUCGUGGGCCAACGGCAAAACCUUCUACGUCGGCGACGUUCUAGUGUUCCAGUACUCCAGGUACCACACCCUGGACGAGGUCGACGAGGCCGGGUUCAAGAACUGCAGCGCGGCGAGCGCGGUCCUGUCCCGGAGCGACGGCAACACGACGGUGCCGCUGGCGGCGCCCGGCGACCGGUACUUCAUCUGCGGCAACCAGCUGCACUGCCUGGGUGGGAUGAAGCUGCACGUGCUCGUCAACCAGCCGGCGGCGGGAGGAGCAGCGGGAGCUCCGGCGGGGCCCCCGCAGGCCCCGCCGCAUGCCACCCUCCCGCCCAGCACCGACGACGACGCCGGCGUCCCCAGGCUCUUCCUCGGCGGGUCCCGCCGGACCACGGCGGGGGCGCCGCCGCUGGCGGCGUGGCUGCUCGUUGCUGCGCCCCUGCUUGUAUGAAGAAGAGGUGGCCGCGGUUCAAAGCACGGGUUCGCGAUGUCA
Panicum virgatum (switchgrass) is the source of this 886-nucleotide messenger RNA. Its product is annotated as stellacyanin-like. The record is from RefSeq and is a predicted model, not a curated record. Gene Ontology annotation, cellular component: plasma membrane. The coding region runs from base 281 to 844 and encodes 187 amino acids. Lineage: Eukaryota; Viridiplantae; Streptophyta; Magnoliopsida; Poales; Poaceae. Gene Ontology annotation, molecular function: electron transfer activity. The transcript is spliced from 2 exons.